UGUUGCUGCUGCUGCUGCUGCUGCUGCUGCUUGUCACAUUUACUGCUGUUUGUCACUUGCGGUCCAGCUUGGGAGUUCAAGCACAGCUCACCAUGGUGCAUUGCACCCAUCCAACUUCCAUACCGCCGCGCACCUCACAGGAGGCAGACGAAUUCUCUCGUCCCUGAAUGCUCCAUUCGAGGGGCGGGAAACGCAAACCCAUUGCCAACCCCAAAUAGUACAAAGUACAACCCGUCAGAACGAUGUAUCGGAUUGACGGCUGCCUUCUCCAGCUCGCAAAUCUUGAUGGGUCCCGAGAAGCGGGAAACGCAAGGGUCUGGUCCGGUACUGUAUUCGAAAGCAGGGUGCGCCAGCCGGACGGGCGCCAGAACAUCUCCCUCUGCACAGAGUCACUUCACAAAUGGAGACGGCAGCAAGGCGUGA
Molecule: messenger RNA, 423 nt
Organism: Colletotrichum costaricense
Lineage: Eukaryota; Fungi; Ascomycota; Sordariomycetes; Glomerellales; Glomerellaceae
Exons: 1
Source: RefSeq, a predicted model, not a curated record